AUGGGGGAGAAAGGCACAACAUGUCCUAUUACAGACACAGUUGUUACUGCGACAACGAGCCUAAGACCGACGGUACCAGAUAGACAAGGUUUUCAGCGGGCGCUACGUGAAUAUAAUCAGAGUAUUAGCGAAACUAUUGGAAAGAUUGAUAAAAUUAUCGGAAGGAACAAUACUGUUGGGACUUUGAACAUAUUAAAGCAAAGCAAGCAGGAACCUCGCAAAAGAAGAGAGCAGUUGAAGAUUGAGGCUGAUGGAAUGAAAACUGAAAUUAUUGAAAUCAAAAAGCUGCUCUCAGAAAAAGAUGCGUUAAUAUCCGAUAUAGAAAAUGAUCUAGUCUACAGGGAUGAAAGCAAAUUAACAACACGUUUGGAAGAGUUGGAGAUUGCAUACUCUCAAACGAAAUUUACUUCUAGUCGUACCGAAAAAGCGCUAAUCAAGGAAAUCGACAAAUUAAAACGAAAUCGAGCUAAACUAGCGCAAGUUUAA
Molecule: messenger RNA, 486 nt
Organism: Cercopithifilaria johnstoni
Lineage: Eukaryota; Metazoa; Nematoda; Chromadorea; Rhabditida; Onchocercidae
Source: the annotation of a GenBank genome assembly